AUAAACGAUGCUCAUCAAAAAAAGGGAUGAAGGCAUAAUGAAAAUCUUAAUCGAAGCAAUCCACGGGGAUAUGCACAUCCGAUGGUGGUGGUUGCUCAUAUCACGUCCAAGUUGUUCAGCAAGACACCAAAUCCCAGCGUUUCAUACCAGCAGCCGUGGUUGAUGGAUCGGCAAACUUGUUCAUUAUCGGAAGCUCGCGGAAGCGCACAUCAGUGUAUAGAGUGUGUGGGUGUGUGUGUGUGAUUGUGUGUGCUCAGUACUCGGUUAUUUACAGCUCUGCACGCUGGUGAGCGUCAGACGUUGCUACUUUUCCAGGAAGGUAUCCAGCUAGCUUUCAUCAUCCCGAGAAGCCGAGUGGCCGUGUUGGUUGGUUUUCUUCGACAAGACGAACAAACCGUUUUUUUCCCCGCUUUCCGUGAGUGAAUCAAUAUUAUCACCGACACCGAGAGUGCAUCGAUUAUAAUCGCACUGGAGAACACACACCCGUGCCCGUGGUUCGGUUUUAUGUGUCGCCCUGUUCGAGCGAGGUCUGUGUGAUGGCUCGUUCGGUGAAAUCGGUCAAACCGGGCCUACUGCUCGAACCGGCCACCCUGCAAACGAGCUCCGUAUCUGCCGGCAGUUCACCAUCCGGACGUCGUAAAAGUGUGGCCCUACGAACCGGAAGCUUCGACGAGCAGCAACUGCUGCGGGCUGAGUUGGCGUCGCGCGGUGGUGCUUCCUCGACGCCGAACACCGCUCCCCAUGCAUCGCCAAAGUUCUUCCGAACGCAAAGCUUCGGUGAUCGGUUGCUCGCGUCACCAAAGUUUGUGAAGUCGAAAAAAAUGUUCCAUUCCAUCGGACAAAAGUCGUCCUCGUCGACGGUGCUAUUUUUCCCGCCCGAAUCUUCAUCGCCUGCUGCGAAAACGAGCGGGACUAGCUUUGGAUCACGUCGCAAGCAUCCGGUGGAGGGAUCGGUUCGUGCACAGGAACCUGCAACAUCUGAACAAUCGACCCCGGAGCGUGAUCCACUCGGUGCGUACCGGGAGGAACUUCGGCAACUUCGCCAACUCCAGAAGGAACGCUUUCGGUCACGGAGCAGCAGCAUUUCCAUCGAGCGGUGGAAUGAAAGUGCCACCGGACAGAGCACCUCGGCGACAGAACUCAUAUCGAGGAGAGGCGUUUUCUCCAGGCGCCAUUAUGGAUCAGUGGACCAGCUACCACAGUCAGAGAUUGAUGGAUUGGAUCCGAACUGUCGCCGGUUUCGGUUGGAGAAUGGAGAAUCGUUAGCCGAGAAGGACGAGGUUUUUGGAUCGCCAAGUAUUCCUAUCCUGGAGAACCCGGAACAUCAAACACGAUGGUACUUCAAGUAUUUUCUGGGAAAACUACAUCAAAACUAUGUGGGAAUCGAUUCGGAGAAGAACCCAUACUUUCUCUCGAUCGUCUCGCAGGACUCAGGCAGCAAGUGUAUGCCACUGUACCGUGUAAUGCUGUUCCGGAAACAGGGUGCACAGAAACUUGCGCUGCCGUACAACCCGCAGCAGAAGCUCACGGUGAAGCAGAUACUAUCCAACUUCACGCUGAUGGACUCGAACAAAUCGCCAAAGGAAAUCUUUUCCGCCGACAUCCAGAAGGAUCUGCUGCUGCUCGAGGAACAGGAGGGCUCGGUGAACUUCAAGUUCGGCGUGGUCUACAUGAAGGCGGGCCAAAAGUUAGACGAUGAAAUGCUGAGCAAUGAAACCGGAAGUCCCGAGUUUGACGAUUUUCUUACCCUGCUCGGGGAAAAGAUUCGGCUAAAGGACUGGGAACGGUACCGUGGGGGACUCGACGUCAAAGGUGACAUGACGGGCAAGUACUCCAUCUACACGCUGUACGAAGGGCACGAGAUAAUGUUCCACGUAUCGACGCUGCUACCAUUUAGCCGAGAUAAUCGACAGCAGGUCGAACGGAAGCGGCACAUCGGCAACGAUAUCGUCAACAUCGUUUUCAUCGACGAAGCGUGCUCGGGCGAAGAGACGGAGUUCAUACCGAACAACGUAAAGAGUCAAUUUACGCAUGUGUUCGCCGUCGUGACCAGGCGCGGUACGCGCUACCGUUUAGCUGUCUACUGCGACGAAACCGUACCACCCUUUGGACCAACGCUGCCCAAUCCACCCGAAUUCGAGGAUCCGGCCGUCUUCCGGGACUUUCUGCUGGUGAAGCUGAUCAACGGUGAGAAGGCCACCUUCCAAACGCCGACCUUUGCACGGAAGCGUGAACGGACGCUGGAAAUGUUGAUAAAGGAUCUGUACGAGGAGUAUGUGCACGACAAUAAAAUGAAUAUGCUUAAUAGACGAGCAUUCUCGGAAGUUCUUUAUGAUGCGCCUCGCACCUCGAAGCUGAAGGAGGACGCCCGCCAGGUCGAGUUUGUUCGAAUCGGGCAAGCUCUCAAGUUGGAAGCGAUCGUGCGAGGUGACGCACCGACCAGCAUCGCAUCGGCCGGCACCGUCUUCAAGCGUCCGCCCUGGGAACCGCACUGCUUCUAUCCCACGUUCCAGCCACGGAACGAUCUGGUCGGCGAUAGCUGGGGCCAGGAUCAACUGUUCCUAGCCUCGGACGAAGGUACAUAUCUGAUCAAGGAGGACCAAACGCACCGGGUCGUGUUCGACAAGACGCUGUGCGUGAAGCAGCUGAACGUGGUGGAAGAUCACGGCAUCAUGCUGGUGCGGGGUGGAUCCGCCCUCCAGAAAGAUGGCCACCGGAUACACGUGUUUCGGUUGAACGAGUUUUCCGACGAUCGGUUGGUGCAACGAUCGCGCGUAGACGUGAAGGAGCGACGGAUCGAGAAGACUCGCGGUUGUCAUUUGUACGCGAUAUCAAGGGCUGGCGAGGCACAUCUGCGGAUGGCGGUAGCCGUCGGGAGGAAGCUGUUGAUCUACCAGUGGAAGCAUACCGCGGCCUGGACGUCCUGGUGUCCGAACAGCGAUAAUGACACGGUGGAAGGGUUUCUGUUUCUGAAGGAGAUUCAUCUACACGACUCGCCGACGAUCAUGACGAUACUGGAGGGAUCCUGCCCUAAUGCGGGGUUGCUUAUUUGUGUCGGGUAUCGGCAUCACUUUGAGAUCGUGUCCGAGCUGACGGGCCAUGCGACGAAGCUGCACGAAACGGAUACGUUGAAGCGUACCCAGACACAUCUGGUGGCUGCGCUGGAUCUGUACGAUGGUCAGGACACCGAGCUUCUGCUGUGCUAUAAUCAUACCUGUCACUUCCAGAAGCUCUCCGAGGAGUGCAACAACAGCACCGAGUUUGACUUCCAGUUCAAUACGCCACCAUCGUCGGUCGUGUGCGCCUUCCCGUACAUCAUCGCAUUCACCCCGGACACGAUGGAGAUCCGGCUGCUCGUGAACGGCAAUCUCGUCCACACCGUCACGAUGGCUGAACUGCAGCUCAUCACAUCCAAGAAAGACAUCUUCUUCGUUACGACUGCUCCCGAGUUCAUUCCCAAAGGUGCCAAACUGCGUGGUCUCGAUGCGGAGGAUCACGAACAGAUGAACAAACCCAGAAUCGAGGAGAGUCGUGUCGUUCCCGACGCGGAUGACUCGUCCACCAGCCCGGGACGUAGUAGACUGAGUUCCGAUGAGGAAAACUCUUCCGGUGGUAACGCACCGGCUCCCGAGUCGGAUCAGAGCGAUCCUAGCAAGGAACCGAUCGCCGGCGGACUAACAACACCCCAGAUUCAGCGUGCAAAGUCACUGCAGAACCCCAAACCGGAGUCGGAAGUGAGCAAACCGAAAGAGGUCACCCUGUCGGUGGACGAUCUAAAGCGACCAAUUUCCAAGAGUAAUUCGUACGGUGAGGCCGGUUCAUCCUUUUCCAUACCGACCACAACUUGUAGCAAAGAUUUGGCGAAACAUUUCGGAGCUCAACCGCUACCGAACACCAAGGAUCUUUGCCGACACUUUGGAGAAGCGUCCGUACCGCCGAACUCUCCUCGGAACAGCACGAUCGUGAAGGGCACAUCGCCCAGCUCUCCGACGCGUAAGUCCUUCAUCCGACAGCCGACCCUGAAUCUGGGCAAAUCGCAGACGAACGAAGGCGAAACGUCCCCUUCGAACGGGUCGUCCAACAGUAAGCCAUUGCGCGUCUACCGCAUACCGCUCACCAAUCUGACCGGCACUCACGUCCAGUCGCACCACUAUCACUAUCCAAGCAAUGAUCCUGCCAAGAAACCGAUCGCGAUCGCUACCAAGAUGCAUCCGAGUGCGGCCAUUGCUGCGGCGGUCGUGACCCGGCCAAGCGAGAGUGCUCAGGAGCGGGUACGUCAGCUGCAGUCCUCGAACGAGGAGGACGAGGAGGGCAUAUCGCCGUCGGACGAGUCGCACGGUGAGGUGGCGGAGGCGGCCGAGGUGGCCAUUCCACCGACGCUCAGCAUCUUUGACCAGAUCCAGCAGGAUCUGCAGGAGCUCAGUAUGAAGGAUAAGCGCGAGCAGGACGAACUGUGCAGUUCGGUCCUGACGCCAUUGUAAGGUGGAGGUAGUAGCUAUACGGGAAGUCUCUUGCUGCCACUGACUGGUUUUUUUGUUGGGAAGGUGUACACGGACAAACACGCACACACUCGGAGAUGGGACGCACACUAUACUACACUAAGCAAAUGGUUUCAUCAUUAAGCGCGCAUGCGUUUUGUUGAUGUUAGGUAAGCAAACAUGGCGGCACCGGUGAUCGGUCGUGAUCGCCAAAAACGUCGUUAUACCCUGAGCACUGAGAUGAUGAGAUGGUGGUUGUCGAAGUCUAAGCGCAAUACAUUGGAACUGAUUAUGCACUGGGAUCGCUUGUUGGAGGCAGGAAUCGCUUAGUAAACAGUUGUAAGGUUUUCGCGAAAUGGUUCAUGGUUCCGAUGUUCGGGUUCGGGGAAAUGGAUCAAUUCAAUCGAGCCCCUUGAAUUGGUUCCACACACACUCUCUCUCACCACCGGCAGCAUUGUGCUGGAACAUCCGAACCAAGACAAUUUCUUGUGUUGAGUAUUUUUAGCGAUGAAGAAAUGUGUACGGUCGAUCGUGAGAAGCGGCAGCGUGUUGUUCAUUAUCGAUAAUUACUAACUGUAGCUCUAAAUAACCGAAGUACACAAACACACAUACCUACCAGGAUAUCGCAAGUGUUGAACAAUAUACCCCCAAGAGGGGUAAACCGAGGCCGACUGCUGAUAGGGGAAGAAGGUGUUAGAGACACCCGUAGGGCAAGAGUAUUUUAUUGACAGAGGAAGCAGUUUAGUGUCCGUCGCCAUGUUGGAACUAGUGCUCAUCACAAGUAUUAAGUAGAAACAAACACACACACACAAACAUAUAUACAUAGAGGAAAUCAUGCUAUACACAUGACUAUGGCAGGAGGACACAUACAAAGGCAACUGUUCUGCCCCGAUCCUUUCGGAUAUUUCGGCUUCACACAACAAAAAAGUGGAGGAGAAGACCAACGCCGGCGUUAUCUAUUUAUCUUCUCUCGUGAAGCCCUCCCCCGCCACUAGUACACUCACUCACUCACACAGGCGGCAUGUUGUUUCCCUGUUUUCUUGCGCUGUGAAAUUACAAAACAAAGAAGAUAACACAGAUUAAUGUUCAUAAGCUGUAACACAGCAGAGCAGCACUUAGGAUGUUGAAGUAGCCGUUGUCCCGAACUACCUAACUGGAAUCUAUCUCGUCCAAUCCGUCGAAACUGUUGUGCUACAAAAUGGCUGCUGGGUGGACGGAACUAUGACACACAACAAACUAGUACACACUCACACACAAAUGCUAUAUGUUACAACGUUGAAAUGAUUCAAACCAAAGAGAGAGAGAGAGCGAGAACGUACGGAAUCCGCACAUAUUAUACCGAACUGUAUUUACUUGCUAGAAAACUAUUAACACUACAAUAUCAAGCUAUUAUUUACACUUCGCUAGAGGAGCCUACAGCCCCGUCUGCCCACAACCUGUCCGGGGGAUCGGAUGAGGGGUCACCGUUUUAUUGUGUGGUGUGGCGCAUGUAUGAGGUAGCGGACCACAGACAAAGCAAAUAAAGGGUUUUAGUUUAGUUGAAUGACU
Messenger RNA from Anopheles stephensi (Asian malaria mosquito), 6026 nucleotides. Its product is annotated as GTPase-activating Rap/Ran-GAP domain-like protein 3. Bases 537 to 4481 code for a protein of 1314 amino acids. Gene Ontology annotation, cellular component: cytoplasm. The record is from RefSeq and is a predicted model, not a curated record. Gene Ontology annotation, biological process: regulation of small GTPase mediated signal transduction; activation of GTPase activity. The transcript has 13 exons. Gene Ontology annotation, molecular function: GTPase activator activity. Lineage: Eukaryota; Metazoa; Arthropoda; Insecta; Diptera; Culicidae.